Geosmithia morbida is the source of this 1536-nucleotide messenger RNA. Its product is annotated as phosphatidylinositol N-acetylglucosaminyltransferase subunit A. Gene Ontology annotation, biological process: GPI anchor biosynthetic process. The record is from RefSeq and is a predicted model, not a curated record. NCBI's taxonomy places the organism in Eukaryota, Fungi, Ascomycota, Sordariomycetes, Hypocreales, Bionectriaceae. The transcript is spliced from 2 exons. Bases 1 to 1536 code for a protein of 511 amino acids. Gene Ontology annotation, molecular function: phosphatidylinositol N-acetylglucosaminyltransferase activity. Gene Ontology annotation, cellular component: glycosylphosphatidylinositol-N-acetylglucosaminyltransferase (GPI-GnT) complex.
AUGGCACGCAAGACGUACAACAUCGCCAUGGUGAGCGACUUCUUCUUCCCGCAACCGGGAGGAGUAGAGUCUCAUAUCUACCAGCUCUCGAGCAAGCUCAUCGACCGCGGGCACAAGGUCAUCAUCAUCACGCACGCGCACGACGACCGCAAGGGGGUGCGCUACCUGACCAACGGUCUCAAGGUCUACCACGUUCCCUUCCUCGUCAUCUACCGACAGACCACCUUCCCGACCGUCUUCUCCUUCUUCCCCAUCUUCCGCAACAUCUGCAUCCGCGAGCGCAUCGAGAUCGUCCACGGCCACGGCAGCCUGAGCAGCCUGUGCCACGAGGGCAUCCUGCACGCCCGCACCAUGGGCCUGCGCACCGUCUUCACCGAUCACUCCCUCUUCGGCUUCGCCGACGCCGCCAGCAUCCUCACAAACAAGCUGCUCAAGUUCAGUCUCAGUGACGUAGACCACAGCAUCUGCGUCAGUCAUACGUGCAAGGAAAACACGGUGCUACGAGCAUCCCUAGACCCUCUCAUGGUAUCCGUCAUACCAAAUGCCAUCGUGGCCGACUCGUUCAGGCCAAGAGACUAUCCCCCACCCACCACCACCACGUCAACAUCCGAGCAGCAGGCAACCGGCAGCUUCGCACCAGACCGGUCGCCCGUGCGCCUAGGACCGCGCGACAUGAUCACCAUAGUCGUCAUCUCGCGGCUCUUCUACAACAAGGGCACCGACUUGCUCACGGCGGCCAUCCCCCGGAUCCUGGAGGAGCACCCGUACACGCGCUUCAUCAUCGCGGGGUCGGGCCCGACGGCCAUCGACCUGGAGCAGAUGAUCGAGACCAACGUCCUCCAGGACCGCGUGGAGAUGCUCGGCCCCAUCCGGCAUGAGGAGGUGCGCGACGUCAUGACCCGCGGGCACAUCUACCUGCACCCGUCGUUGACCGAGGCCUUUGGCACCGUCAUCGUCGAGGCGGCCUCGUGCGGCCUGUACGUGGUGGCCACCCAGGUCGGCGGCAUCCCCGAGGUCCUCCCCUCGCACAUGACCACGUUUGCCAAGCCGGAGGAGGACGACCUCGUCGCCGCCGCCGGCAAGGCCAUAACCGCCAUGCGCGCCGGCCGCGUCCGCACCGAGCGCUUCCACGACCAGGUCCGCAAGAUGUACUCGUGGGCCAACGUCGCCAUGCGCACCGAGCGCGUCUACGACGGCAUCACCGGCACCAUCUCCGAGGCCGACUUCUACGGCUUCGACACGGGUGGCUACAACGGCAGCCGUGUCCGCGACUUCGCCCUCGUCGACCGCCUCAAGCGCUACUACGGCUGCGGCAUCUGGGCAGGAAAGCUCUUCUGCCUCUGCGUCGUCGUCGACUACAUCUUCUUCCUCCUGCUCGAGCUUCUCUUCCCCCGCGACACCAUAGACGUGUGUCCCGACUGGCCCAGGAAGGUGCCCCCCGGUGACGAGGCUAGAGGCUCCAAGAAGAGCAGCAGCAAUAACCACUCCACAUCGUCGUUGGGCCAGACAUCCAAUCUUGCCUCCACAAAGGAAUAG